AUGGAAGCAAGGACAAUAACCCGCCCAGCGGCCACCCUCCUCCGCGGCGCCGCCAGACCAUCCCCCUCAUCCUCACCAUCCCUCACCCUCCGUCGCGGCCACAAGACCACAACCCGCACAAAGAAGGCCCUCAAGAUCGCGCCCCACCCAGACUUCCUCCCCUCGACCGCCGGCGACACAAUCCUCAUCAACCCGCCCUCCGCCGCCCCCUCCGUCUUCCACACCCCCUUCAAGUUCCUCCCGCCCACCGACCCCCGCCGCCGCGCCAACCUCUCCCACCUCUUCGCCUCCUCCUCCUCCUCCGCUUCCUCUGCGGCAGCCACACCAUCGGCAGAAGGGACAAAACUCCCGCCCGCCCUCGCCGUCCCCUCCCGCGGCGCCAACCCGCGUUACCACCUCACCCCCGCCGACGUCGCCGAGAUCCGCCGCCUGCGCGCCGCCGACCCCGUCACCUGGUCCGUCUCCGCCCUCGCCCGCAAGUUCGACUGCUCCGAGGUCUUCGUCACCAUCUGCACCCCCGCGCCCCGCGAGCACAAGGAGAAGCUCGCCCAGAAGCUCGAGAGCGUCAAGGACGGCUGGGGAAAGAUCCGCACAAAGGCCCGCGAGGACCGCUCGCGCCGCAAGGAGAUGCUCCUCCGUGGUGAGCUGUAA
Messenger RNA from Colletotrichum chrysophilum, 651 nucleotides. RefSeq lists its product as uncharacterized. The record is from RefSeq and is a predicted model, not a curated record. Lineage: Eukaryota; Fungi; Ascomycota; Sordariomycetes; Glomerellales; Glomerellaceae. The transcript has a single exon. Gene Ontology annotation, cellular component: mitochondrial large ribosomal subunit. Gene Ontology annotation, molecular function: structural constituent of ribosome. Bases 1 to 651 code for a protein of 216 amino acids.